This is a messenger RNA of Haliotis rufescens (red abalone), 1057 nucleotides long. Its product is annotated as translation initiation factor eIF-2B subunit alpha-like. Gene Ontology annotation, molecular function: guanyl-nucleotide exchange factor activity; translation initiation factor activity. The transcript is spliced from 9 exons. NCBI's taxonomy places the organism in Eukaryota, Metazoa, Mollusca, Gastropoda, Lepetellida, Haliotidae. Gene Ontology annotation, cellular component: eukaryotic translation initiation factor 2B complex. The record is from RefSeq and is a predicted model, not a curated record. Gene Ontology annotation, biological process: translational initiation. The coding region runs from base 98 to 1009 and encodes 303 amino acids.
GAAGAAGGGGAGAUAACAGUGACAUGAAACGAAAAUCUCUCAGACAUCUGAUGCAAGAAACAGUAUUUUCUGAUUUAUAAGACUUUUGAACCUAAACAUGGACAAGAACGAUAUUCUGUCAUAUUUUAACAAGCUUAUCAAUGAUGACCCAGAUAUUUCUGCUGCUGUAGCUGCCAUCAAAACUCUCCUGAAGUUCAUUGAAGCAAACAAAGUGGAAACUCUGUCGGAGAUGAGGGAGCGCCUGAAGGAUGCAAUCAACACAUUGACACAGACUGACAGCAGUGUUACAUCCAUAUCAUCAGGCUGUGAACUGUUUCUACGCUUCAUCACACUGGCAAAUCUUCAGCAUUCUGAUUUUCAAGAAUGUCAGAAAAUCUUGGUUCAGAGGGGAAAUGUGUUCCUUCAGAAAGUGGCCAGUUCCAGACAGAAAAUAGCAAAAAUAACUCACCCAUUCAUCACAGAUGGAUCUACCAUCUUGACACACUCACGGUCACGGGUGGUGCUGCAGGUGUUGCGGGAUGCUGCCGCUGCACGCCGCCGCUUCAAGGUGUAUGUAACAGAAUCUCUCCCUGACAAGUCCGGUUUUGAGACCUGUGAGGAGUUGUCUGCCCUUGGCAUACCAACCACAGUAGUUCUGGAUGCUGCAGUGGGAUAUGUAAUGGAGAAGGUGGACCUGGUUCUCAUCGGAGCUGAGGGGGUGGUGGAGAGUGGCGGGAUAAUCAACAAGAUCGGGACUUACACAAUGGCUAUCUCGGCCCAGGCGAUGAACAAGCCGGUAUAUGUGGUGGCAGAAAGCUUCAAGUUUGUAAGGCUCUACCCUCUCAACCAACAAGACAUGCCUAACCAGUUUAAAUACCAGUCAUCUACUCUGAAGUCUGGCCGCGACCUGAGCAAGGAGCACCCUCUGGUGGACUACACACCUCCAGCUUACAUCACCCUCCUUUUCACAGACCUAGGGGUCCUCACGCCAUCGGCUGUCAGUGACGAGCUCAUCAAACUGUAUUGCUAACAUCAUUUACUGGCUAGAGGGAAUAAAUAACCAUGCUGUCUUGUGAUA